CCGGCGGCCGCCGCGAGGCUCGGAGGCGGCAGCGCGCCCCCCCUUCCGACCAGGAGCGCGCGCGCCGGCGUGAGCGCGGGAGUGAGGGCUGCGGGGAAGGGGGUUCGCCGCCGAGAUGCCCGAGUUCCUGGAGGACCCCUCGGUCCUGACGAAGGAGAAGUUGAAGAGCGAGUUGGUGGCCAACAACGUGGCGCUCCCGGCCGGCGAGCAGCGCAAGGACGUGUACGUGCAGCUCUACCUGCAGCACCUCACGGCGCGCAACCGGCCGCCGGCCGCGGGCACCAACAGCAAGGGGCCCCCCGACUUCUCCAGCGACGAGGAGCGCGAGCCCACCCCGGUCCUGGGCUCCGCGGCCGCCGUGGGCCGCAGCCGGGCCGCCGUCGGCAGGAAAGCCACAAAGAAAACUGAUAAACCCAGGGUUGAAGAUAAAGAUGAUCUAGACGUAACAGAGCUUACUAAUGAAGAACUUCUGGAUCAGCUUGUGAAAUAUGGGGUGAAUCCUGGUCCUAUUGUAGGAACAACCAGGAAGCUCUAUGAGAAAAAGCUGUUGAAACUGAGGGAACAAGGAACAGAGUCAAGAUCAUCUACUCCUUUGCCAACAAUUUCUUCUUCAGAAAAUACAAGACAGAAUGGAAGUAAUGACUCCGAUCGAUACAGUGACAAUGAAGAAGGAAAGAAGAAAGAACACAAGAAAGUGAAGUCCACUAGGGAUUUUGUUCCUUUUUCUGAACUUCCAACUACUCCCUCUGGUGGAUUUUUUCAGGGUAUUUCUUUUCCUGAAAUCUCCACACGUCCUCCUUUGGGCAGGACUGAACGACAGGCAGCUAAGAAAGUAUAUACUGCUAAGGGAGAUUCGUCUAGGGAACCUCUUAGUGCCACAACCUUGCCUGGCAGGGAACAGUUAGCCUCUGGAGGGAAUUUGUUGCUUUCCUCCAAGUCUAGCCUUGAUAGUUAUUUAGAGAAAAAUUCUUCGACAUCAUCUCAGCAUGAACUUGCUGCUAUGUUGGUCUCUGCUGCAGCUUCUCCUUCACUGAUAAAAGAAACCUCCAAUAUUUGUUACAAAGAUAUACUAGGAAAUAUUUUCGGUGGAGAGAGAAGUGGAAGUCAGCCAUUUAGUGCUGAGAGGUCUCAUGUUUCAGAGCAGUCGAGUCUUUCCAGUGAAAGAAAAGCACUAGAAGAAUCUGAGAGAUCACAAGUAAUUUCUCCGCCACUUGCUCAGGCAAUCAGAGAUUAUGUCAAUUCUCUGUUGGUCCAGGGUGGGGUAGGUAGUUUGCCUGGAACUUCUAACUCUUCACCCCCACUGGAUUUAGAAAACACACGGAAGAGAAUUGAUAAAUCUAAUUUCCAAGAAACUGAAUCCCUUUCUCCUCCACGGAAAUUCCCUAGACUCAGUGAGAAGUCAUUUGAGCAGGAUUCAGGUUCCUCUGUGGGACUGCAAAAUAUACCUGCGUCUGAACUGAUGUCCCCUUUUGCCAAAACUGUUGUCUCUCGCUCACUCUCUACAUUAGGCAUAGAAGUGCCUAAAGAAUCACAUCAUAAAAUAGAUGCCCCAGAACUGUCUUUUCCAUUCCAUGAAUCUAUUUUAAAAGUAAUUGAAGAGGAGUGGCAGCAAGUUGACAGGCAGCUGCCUUCAUUGGCACACAAGUAUCCAGUUUCUUCCAGAGAGGCAUCACGUAUAUUAUCAGUUCCAAAAGUAGAUGAUGAAAUUCUGGGGCUUAUUUCUGAAGCCACUCCACCAGCAGGUAUUGAGGCAGCUUCCACUGUGUCUUGUGAUAAACAGUUGGACUUGGCACUUUGUAGAACAUAUGAAGCUGCAGCAUCAGCAUUGCAGGCUGCAGCCCACACUGCCUUUGUUGUUCGGGCUAUGCAGGCAGACAUUAGUCAGGCUGCACAAAUUCUUAGUUCAGAUCCUAGUUGCAUGCACCAGGCACUUGGAAUUUUGAGCAAAACAUAUGACGCAGCCUCAUUUCUUUGUGACGCUGCAUUUGAUGAAAUAAAGAUGGCUGCCCAUACUAUGGGCUAUUCUACUAUGGGUCGUCGACAUCUGUGGCUGAAAGAUUGCAAAAUUAAUCCAGCUUCUAAGAAUAAGCUGGCUGUUACUCCCUUUAAAGGUGGGACUUUAUUUGGAGGAGAAGUGCACAAAGUUAUUAAAAAGCGUGCAAGUAAACACUAAUAAAAUUAAGACUAAAGAAACACUAGUAAGAGAUUUUAUCUUUGAUAUGGGGAAUUUAGAAGCUUUUAUGGAAUUGCAGGUACUCUUAGGCCAAAAUCUUCUUUAAAGGUGCUUUUUUUAAGACAUAGACAAAAAGCCUGAUAAAAUCUAAAGCUUUCUAGAUCACAUUUUUUGUUUCAAAUAGUUUGCUGUGUUUUACUAGAGUUUUUAUAUAUAUCUUCAAAACUUUUUAACAUAUCAAAUGUUCUUUUACUUUCUGGAACCUGUUUAUAAUUUUUCUUAUUUUCUCAAUUUUGUUUGUUUUUUAUUUUGUUUACAGUAUCAUUCAUCAUAUUCUAGAUUUGUAUAACUCAGUGUGCCAACCUUUAGCUAGUGACCUACUGACACGCAUGCACCAUCAUUUAAAUCUAGAGAUAACUUUAAGAUCGGCUACAGAGUUUAUCUUUGUUGUAAAGUUUUAAUGAUAGAGAGAAAACUGCUGAUUCACAUUCUGAUGCAAAUGCCUCGUUUCUUAAUGGACUGGUAGCAAACAGUUCUGGACCACACUUGAGAAGCACUACCCUAGCUGAUAAUCUGGGACAGUGCAUUCCCACUGUCACUGUAACUGUCACAUGAGCUGGGCCACUGGAAAGAUGGAACCUUUUUUUUUUUAAAUACAUUUAAGGUAUCUUGUAGCUGUGAAUGAUUAGGCUACACUUAACAAUCUGCACUCUAAAAACAAGUUACUAGGGUUUCUUUUUUAAGUCAUAGAAAUCACAGUGUCUGUAUGUCUAUGUAAAGCAAUACAUUAUCCUCUGUUUUCAUUUUUAUGAUUGUAAGAUGAGACAGCCUUAACUUUGGAAGCAUUUGAUAAUCUAAUUUUGUGUUUCUAUGGAAAAUAGUUCCUCGGGUACUUCUAGUUAUUCUUAAACUAUACAUGUCCAUCUUUGCAGCUUUCUGGGAGUAAUUUUGUUGUCUUCUGAAAUGUACAUGUAUCCAUGUACCUACUACAUGCUAUGUGAUUUUUUAAAAUGUAUUACUGUAGUAUGCUUCUGCAAAUUCAAUAAAGUUAAAUUUGAACAGUUUUGUGUGGUCUCCAGAAACAUGUUGUAUGUGUGUUUUAUUCUUUGGAGUUGCAGCAAUUUAGAUGUAUGUGAAUGAACAUCCCUUUUCCAUUUCAUCAAUGAAACUCAUUUGGUAUUCCAGUGGUAUAGUUGAAAAAAUUUUUUAUGGUUUUCUUCUAUUUGACGAUCAUGUUUUUAAUUGGCUGUUGGAAUUUAAAUUUGUAAGUGGAAUUACUCUGUAACCAGAUAGUUAUUUGUUAAAUCAGUUUCUGCUUAGCCACUAUUAGAAUCUUGGCUUUCUAAUUUUUAGAUUCUGAGUAAACACCUUAAAUUUUAAAAUGCUAAAGACUGUCACAAAUAAAUAUAAUAGUGGAUAUAUUAAGAGAAGUAUUGGGAGGUGAGGGGUGAAUUUGAUGCCUUAAUCUUAAAUAAAAAUUGAACUAUUUGAACUAGGUAAGAAUCACUAUUUUUGUGAAAUUUGAAGUAGGUUCAGGGUUGACUAGUGUUAACAGUAGAUAGCCAGAUACAUUUAUCUUACCUAAGUCACUUUUUAGCACAACUUACAUACAUUGAGUUGAUAUAAAAUUGAGUCUUUAAGGAUGAACUCUGUCUCUGGUAAGAAAGUAAUUUAACUCAAAAUUUUUGGUGAUAGAAGUUUUAGAAGUAAUAGCUGGCAGGUAUUUUGCUAUAUUAUGAUAAAUGACUGACAAAUUGUGGAAAUUAAAAUUAUCAGUCUUUUUAAAAAAAUCUGUUAUAUAAUCAAUGCUGGGAGAAUGGAUUACUGAUGGCCUAUAAAAAGAUGUAUAUUUGAGUUGUUCAGUUAAUAACCAUCAUGGUGGCUAUGUGCCCUAACUUCUCUGUACAGAGGUGUAUAUUAUUAAGGGGGGAAUAGAAGUCCCUGUGAUGGUUGUGUUUUUCUGUGCGCAAGAUUCCUCUUUACCUCAGUUACACCUAAAAAGUUUUUUGUGGGCCUCCCCGGUGGUGUAGCGGUUGAGCACUGGGUUGCGAAGCUGCCCACAGCCUCUGCAGUGCCGGUUCAAUCCCCGGCUGCUCCCCUCAGCAGUGUACUUCGGUCCUUCUGCCUGCUCUGCUCCCCGCUCUAGCUCUGGUGAAUUCUCUCACCCUCCCGCGCUUCUGACUAUACCCAGUGUUCGUAAAAAUAAAUA
This is a messenger RNA of Talpa occidentalis (Iberian mole), 4382 nucleotides long. It is a transcript of the gene TMPO, whose product is annotated as thymopoietin. Lineage: Eukaryota; Metazoa; Chordata; Mammalia; Eulipotyphla; Talpidae. The transcript is spliced from 4 exons. Gene Ontology annotation, molecular function: DNA binding. The coding region runs from base 116 to 2173 and encodes 685 amino acids. The record is from RefSeq and is a predicted model, not a curated record.